Messenger RNA from Liolophura sinensis, 3867 nucleotides. RefSeq names its product latent-transforming growth factor beta-binding protein 4-like. The transcript is spliced from 11 exons. NCBI's taxonomy places the organism in Eukaryota, Metazoa, Mollusca, Polyplacophora, Chitonida, Chitonidae. The coding region runs from base 1 to 1464 and encodes 487 amino acids. Gene Ontology annotation, molecular function: calcium ion binding. The record is from RefSeq and is a predicted model, not a curated record.
AUGACUGUUCUGAUGGAGUCAUUAGAUGUAGACGAAUGUAAUGGUGAUAACCUCUGUUCUGCUAAUGCUGACUGUGACAAUACUGUUGGGAGUUACAUCUGUACCUGUAAAGACGGUUACCAUGGGAACGGAAGCCAAUGUGAAGAUAUAAACGAGUGCGAUGAGGCUCCGUGUGGGUUAAGGGUGUGUCAGAAUUCCGUGGGAUUAUACACAUGUCUGAACCAGUGUGUCAAUGGAUACCGAUUGAACUUUCCUUUCGGAGGGUGUUUGGAUGUAGACGAAUGUAAUGGUGAUAACCUCUGUUCUGCUAAUGCUGACUGUGACAAUAUUGUUGGGAGUUACACCUGUACGUGUAAGGACGGUUACCAUGGGAACGGAAGCCAAUGUGAAGAUAUAAACGAGUGCGAUGAGGAUCCGUGUGGGUUAAGGGUGUGUCAGAAUUCCGUGGGAUCAUACACAUGUCUGAACCAGUGUGUCAGUGGAUUCCGAUUGAAAGAUCUUUUCGUAGGGUGUUUGGAUGUAGACGAAUGUAAUGGUGAUAACCUCUGUUCUGCUAAUGCUGACUGUGACAAUACUGUUGGGAGUUACAUCUGUACGUGUAAGGACGGUUACCAUGGGAACGGAAGCCAAUGUGAAGAUGUAGACGAAUGUAAUGGUGAUAACCUCUGUUCUGCUAAUGCUGACUGUGACAAUACUGUUGGGAGUUACAUCUGUACGUGUAAGGAUGGUUACCAUGGGAACGGAAGCCAAUGUGAAGAUAUAAACGAGUGCGAUGAGGCUCCGUGUGGGUUAAGGGUGUGUCAGAAUUCCGUGGGAUCAUACACAUGUCCGUACCAGUGUGUCAAUGGAUACCGAUUCGACUUUCCUUUCGGAGAGUGUUUGGAUGUAGACGAAUGUACAUCUGAUAACCUCUGUCCUGCUAAUGCUGACUGUGACAAUACUGUUGGGAGUUACAUCUGUACGUGUAAGGAUGGUUACCAUGGGGACGGAGGCCAAUGUGAAGCUUUCUGGAUACCUAUCGUUGCCGCGGUGGGAGGAAUUGCUGUGGGUGUGGUCAUCACGACAGGUUUUCUCUGGAGGAGAAAAAGAUCAACUCCAGGUAAUGAGAUAGUGCGUGAUGUGAUUGCUACUGAACCGCCAAGGGAAGGGUUGCCUGCGUUGAGUAUCAAUGAAGAAAGUGGCUCAUCCGACCCCAACAGAUCAUCGCAAACCGCCAUUCACCAGUAUGAACUGAUCGAAAACGCACGUCCUCAUCAUUUGUAUGUGGACCUUGAAGAAAACAGCACUAUGUAUUCGAGUCCCACGGCUGAUGAUGCAUGUUCAACCACCUAUUUCACACUGAACCGACCUUACGGCAAUGUGAGGCCCAGUUCUGAUGGAUGCCCAAACAGAAGGAAUACGUAUUUGACGCCCAUCCACUCUGAUCCCUCUGAUCUCCGCUCAGCCGAGACAACUCACCAGUGACACUGAGGGUACAGCUCGGAUAAGAAUUUGGCAAAACAAUCAGACUGACAUCUACCUUGUUUUGAAGCGUAAUACACGGGGAUCCGAGGAUGUUGAUAAACAUGCAUAAACAUCCCGUUUUUUUGUAAAACUUUCCGAAUUUAGCUGAAGGGGAUAGACUUUUCACACUUUUAUCGUGCAUACGUUAAAUUUAUUAGGGGCCUACCUUUCCCGCAGUUUAAUCCGCAAUGCUCUAAACGUAAAACUAAUCAAUGUGACUAAUAUCGAAACUCAUAUGAACACUAAUGAAGGAAUUAACAACUCAGGUAUUAACAAUGCUACUGGCACAAGAUAAACCAUUCAUCCAUAUUAUUAAUACUGUUAACUACAUGUAAUACAAAGUAAUAUACAUAAAUAGUAAUAGUCUAGAAAGUUACCUUUAGACAAUGCCGUUCACAGUGUAUGGCGCAUGAUUCAUAUAAAAUGAUAUGGGUCAACAUUAUGCCCAAGAUAAGAACUUUUGGUAUAAUAAGUCUACGGCGUCCAAAUAAAAUUAUUGAAAAACAAUAAAAGUUACAAUUAACUCUCUAUACAUCGCUUAAGUGUAUGAUUAGAAGAACGUCUUGUCUUUAGAACCUCCCCAUAAAUGUCCCUUAUUACACCAAAUUACAAACGAUUUACUCUAAAUGAGAACUACUGGAGAGUUAUCCACUCGGUGCCUUGCAAAGGUCCAGUUUACGUGACUAACAGUUCAGUUUUGAUUAAUAUAACGUUAACAUGGCGUUUGCGUGGCUUACCACUUGAUCCAGAUAUCCUUCACAUUGCUAUGUUGCGAACAUCAGUCAGUUUCUGGUGCACACCGCUGAUUUACGCACCAAAAUGUACUAUUUAACAAAAUAUUAUAUUGUUUUAAUUCUGUGAGGCCGUUUGACCAGUUUGGAAGAUCUGCAGCCACAAUCUGACGGAGGUAGAGUUGUGCGAUUUGCAGAGUUGUUUUUUCCUGGUCUCGCUCUUGAACGGCGAGAAUACCAGAUUUUGUGCCAAACCUUUAAAAGAUCUAGUCAAGAACCGAUAAUUGGUCUGUUUGUCGACGUGCAUGCAGACCGAGUUGCAAUAAAUUUGAGAGAACCAUUGACUGUAAAAACUGGGAGUUGAAUAUACGACGUCACGACUUGAAUGUUUUUGUAUUUGAAUUUUGAUACAACCGACGCAUUUCUGUGUAUUUUGGGUUGAUUUUGGAAUCGGCCGUUGUUUUUUACCAGACUUAAAAUUAUUUUAAAAUAUCAAGUAAUUGAAAACCGUCAUAAACAGGCUUCAAUCUCACCUACUCUGGGCUAUGUGAGAACUGUAUUUCUCUUGAAUAACAUGCUUAUUGACAUGAAAACAUAUACAACUGUCUUGCCGAUAUAGCUAUACUCCUCGAAUUGGUGCUGGGUGCAUGUCUGUCAUUAGUGGCCUACCUUCCAGCGUUUUGUUAGGGCAAUGUUAUUGAGUUUCAGAGAAAGCUAUUUUGCCACUAACCUUUUCAAUUUGUCUAGCAAUGGUUUGAAUAUUAUCAAGAGUAAUUCAUUGUUAUUAAUAGCAAUUAUUGUAAUUAUAUUAUUCUGCAUGUAUAUCUUAAAAAUGUACCAUGCAUUUUAAACAGACUGUGUUCAUUUUUCAGUUUUUACGUAAGGUGCUCUUCACAUUAUAAACUAUAGUAUAGUCCUGAUCGAGACAAAGCAAUCUGUGAACUGUAACUCAUAUGCAGAGCAUUGUGACUGAUACAGAACAUUGUAACUGAUACAGAACAUUGUAACUGAUGCAGAACAUCCUAACUGAUGCAGAACAUUGUAAUCAUAUGCAGUACAUUGUGACUGAUAUAUAACAUUGUAACUGAUGCAGAACAUCGUAACUAAUACAGAACUUCGUAACUGAUGCAGAACAUUGUAACUGAUACAGAACAUAGUAACUGAUGCAGAACGUUGUAAAUGGUGCAGAACAUUGUAACUGAUACAGAACAUUGUAACUGACAAAGUUAUAAUCUAAGUGUACUCAUAGGCUUUUGCGAAGUCAGAGCGUAACUUAAAGAGAUACUUUUUUCAUACUCUUUCUUGCUCCACAACAGAAUAUUGUAUACAAUAGCAAUAUGGUUACAAUGUUUAGCAGAAAGUGUUAUGGUCAACAUUUCACAAAUGUAUGUCUUUUCGACAUCGUUGAAAACGGGUGACUUCUUCUACUUUCCUCUACUUUAAGAUAACCAUAUUUCAUUCAAGUUAUAUAAAUAAGUGUAUUUUUUCUAACAGAAACCUGGUACAGUGCCAUUUGUCAACGUCACCGUGUUUCUAGUCGUCACCACUGGAAUCUAAACCAAUGGGGAGCAGUGUUAAAGGUGAAGGCGCCAUUAAAACGAUGUAAACUUCACAAAAAGGAAUGAGAAGUGUU